Molecule: messenger RNA, 4232 nt
Organism: Caenorhabditis sp. 36 PRJEB53466
Lineage: Eukaryota; Metazoa; Nematoda; Chromadorea; Rhabditida; Rhabditidae
Source: the annotation of a GenBank genome assembly
AUGGAAGAAAAAGAGAAGAUUUCUGAUGCCGACAAGAUAAGGAAUCGUCGGCUGAACAUGUUCAAUCAGGUUCGCGUUUUUUUUCCGAUCGAAUGUAUCCGUUUCUUAGUGUGAUAAGUCUGCAUGCGACGGGUGUCAGCGCGAUCAGUCCGCCAGACAGGUUUAAAGUGAACUAUUCGUGACGGGUAAUGACUGAAUGCAGCCGAAACACCUAUCAUAUUACUGUAAAGUGUUUGUUACACAAAGAUCAGUGAUGAACUUUACCGUAGUCGAUUUGCGAAAAUAGCGGGGUUUUGAGAUUUUACAUUUCAGGUGGUCUCUGGUCUUAAUGACUUAGAUCUUCAUAAUGAGGAAACGAGGAAAAUGUACUUGAGCUCCAUCGAGAAUGUCGAAAAGGAUGGACUCUGGACUUUUGAGAUAAACGCAUUCGUCAAAAAGAUCGUGCCGAACUUAGUGAGAAAAUGUGACGAGAAAUGUGAUGAGAGGAUGAUUAUUGCAGAAGUUUACGGAUAAUCAAAGGGCACAGUCGAGUGGUAGUUCACAGCGGCAUGUACCUUCUCAACCGGUCGCCCAAGAACAGGCAAGUUCCCUUCCAUCUCGGGCUUUUGCAAGAUUAUUGAGGCCUGAACCUUUGAUCAAUCUGAAACAUUGAAAGACGAGGGAACCUUCCGAGUUCACGUGCGCUCUCCGAAUCCCAGCGCUCAGAAAUGCUUAUAAACAAAACAACGCACAAUCAAAGUUGUGGUCGUGUAUGGCCUAGAAAAAUCUUCGGCCGUGUCAUCUUUUCCGGAUUUGUGGUGUUCGACACAAUCUAAUAUCGUUGCCAAACAUUAAAACAAAUCGACAAUCCGUCAAAGUUCAAUGUCGUCCUAUUGUCAGCAGGGAAGAGUUUUUGCACCUGAAUUUCCUAGGUCACGGCAAGAACUUUGACUGCGCGCUGUGAGUUGUGAUUUGGACAGCGUAUGUGACGACAGAAACUCCUAAAAACUCGCAGCGUUUCCCGGUCUUUCAACCGAUGACUUUUUAAUUCAAACGUGUGAAAUUCGGGUUCGAUCAGAAAAUCACAACAGUGCCAAACGCUUAGACCUCAAAAAGCCCUCGAAAAACCUGACCUUCUGAUGAAAACAAAUUAUUUCUUUUGCAGACGGUACCGCAGUAUGCAAAUCCUCCGCCGAAUCAGCAAAAUCAACAGCAGAUAGGCUAUCAUCAGCAGCAAAUCCAGAAUUAUCAACCGGCUGCGCAAAGGAACCAACUUCCUCCCCCUCCUACUAAACCUACUCAUCCAAUUAUCAUGCCUGACGGCCUUCACUUCUAUGGUCCUCCAGAGCUCGUUCCCACAGCGGUCUCUGAAGCACCGCAGCCCCAACAACAUCAUCCUCAACAACAAUCUCUUCAACAACAUUAUUCUCAGCAACAACAUCACGGUCAAAAUCCAAAUCAGCAGCAACGGCAGCAGCAGUACUAUCAGAAUUACCCACAAAACCAGUACAACGAGAGAAUGAACAAUGAGCCGAACGUCAGUUAUCAAAUGCAUCAGAAUCUGCCGCCACAGUUCGUCUACAAUAGUCCACCCGCAAUGAUGCCUCAACAAAAUUAUCAAGGACGACACAUGUUAGUUAUCUGCGGAAAUUUGAGAAAAAUGUAUUCAUUUUACAGAGUGCCUAUUCAACAUCAAUGUGCAAUGCCUCAUAACAACUACGCUGGCUUUCAACAAUCUCAACCGAUCCCACAGCAACAAUACGCUUAUGCUGUUCCGUAUUCAUAUGGAUAUUGUGCUAAUCAGCCAGCAAUGACGCAAACGAUGCAACCAAGCCCUUAUUCAAAUGCUCAGAGGUUAGUAGAAAAAGAUGUGAAAGUUGUUGUUUAUCUGGAAAUGUUUCAGUUAUGCUCAAAACCAGCAUUUCCCAAUUGAUUUCUUUUCGGCGGGACAUGCCUCAACUCAGCAUGAAAGGCCAUCUUUAAUCGAGAACGGACAAAUGAAUAGAUCGAUUCCGCCACACCAUAUGACAACGGCAACUCCUUAUGGACCUGCUCCACAUCCCAAUACAAUGGGACCAGUUGCAAAUGUUCCUACUGCUGCAUAUGCCCAAAAUGGUUACAACGGAACGUUCUCAUCGCCUCAACGCAAUCGGAAUGAGGUCGUCGCAAACCGACAACAGAAUGAGAUCGUUACCGGUUACCGUCCAAUGAGCGGAAAUCGUCAAGUUGAAGCGGUUGUGACAAGUGAUAACCGCCGACAGAACAAUGUGGCCAGAACGGACCAGCCGUCAUCUUCAUCAUCGACUCGCCGCCAAACUGCAUCACUCAAUGCGAACCCACCAGUUAUCCCUUCAAGUAAUCGGCCGAACAACGCUCAACCACCUCCUCGUCAAACGCAAUCUUCGGUUGCAUUUGGAACUCCACCGACUUAUGCCAGUUCGGUUGGCGCCAGACAACCAAACAUCACCUCUCGUCCAAGCCAACCAAAACCUCUGAUCGCAUCAUCUCCGACCGUGGCGAAUAACAGAACCGAUGCAUAUUCUUCGAGAUCCGAACCACAACAAUCAACAAGCCAUCAAAGUGCAUCAAGGGACACUCAAAUGUCCUAUAACAUAAGAAUUGGAUCAGCCAGUUCUGCAACUUCUCAUUCUAACCAACAGUCCAACAUCUCAAACGGUAAUCGUCAAAACUAUGGGCCAUCUAACACUCCAAGCAACCAACGGAAGCGGACGGAACUGAAUCCACAAAGGACUAACGGCAACAUCAAUGGUUCAGUUGCUAAUUCACUGCCAACUCAUUCAACGCCGUCUACAUCUGCUCAUCCUCCGAGAAGUGAAUGGGACGAACCUGUUAUUGAACAGGCAGGACCCAGUGCCACUGCUCAGAUGAUUGCAAUCUCAGAAGAAGAGGAAACAACUACAGCUCCCGCCGAGACUCCGGUGUCCCUUGAAAUCACUUCUCCAUCAUCUGUGUCUGUUGAGAUUCCACUGGAGACUGAUCCGAGUCCGGACAGAGAAGAAAUUGAAGAGACCACUCCCGCUGAGCCGCCGGUGUCACUUGAAAGAACGGCUUCAUCAUCUGAGACCGUUGAGAUCCAACCGAAAACGGCUGCGAAUCCGGAAAGAGAAGAAGUGGAAGUGCCCACUCAAUCUCCGGUGUCAUCUGAGACCGUUGAGGUUCAAGCGGAGGUUGUUGAAACAACGAAUCCAAAAAAUGAAGAAGUGGAAGAAGAAGAAGACCUGAACGGACCCUCUGACCCACUACAAGCUGAAGAAACGGAUGUCGAAGCGCAAGUUCCAGGGACGUCAUCACCAACCAGUUCUUCCGCAUCUAAAUCGAACUCAUCUGAAAGGAAGUUGCAGAAGAACAAGAAGAAAAGCAAAAAGGAGAAGAAACAGAACGAUGUUCGGGUUAAAACAAAGGAAGAGUUAAAAGAAGAGGAUCAGUUUUUGAAAGAAGCGAUGGAAAGAGGCAGAAUAGAAAGAGCCGCGUACGAGGAAAAACAGCGAGCUGCUGUGAUUGCAGCGGAGAAUCAACGAAGGGCGCAGGAGGCGGAGCGCAAAGAAAGACAAAUUGCUGAAGCGAAGAGAAAGAAAGUGUUCGAGACGAUUCGGAACCUGCCAAAACGCACAACUUGUGAUUUCUACGGUGUCAGUUACGGUAAGUGUCCACCUCCACCUUUACUUCACAGUCAGUAUUUUUCCAGAAAAUUCGAAACAAGCUGGAAUAUCAGCAACGAUCGAGUCAUUGCACAUGUUCGCAUUCAAUUACGGAGGGAAAAUUCAAGAUCCUGCGGAAAUUGCGAACGUUUUUAAUGGAAUGCUUAAAUUUGUCGAAAUCCUGGCGGAUAAUGAAAUGAGUGAGAAAGAAGGUGAGCAACUAUCCAGAAAUCUGGCAAGAGGAAUAUCGAAAACGUUACAGGAAAGCCGAAGAAGUAUCCAAAGUUUUUUGAGCAUGUUAUGCGGUCUGUGAAGAAUUACCCCACUUGCGAGGACCCGGAGCAGAAAGCACGUCUGCAGGUUUUCAUCCGGACUCGCGAGAAUGCCUUGAUCAUGUCGAGCAACCCCGACGACAGUUUGCGGCAAGUGCUGUACCACGCCAUCCAAAGAUAUUGUCAUCGUCUCAUGAUGCCUACUCUAAUAUGGCUGAUGACCCAUGAGGAGAGGCAGAAAGUUUUGCCAUCUCUUGAGUCCGAGUACGUUUCGUUCUGCUUUGAAACGGGCAAGCAGCCGUCUGUGUAUGACGGCUUGUGA